This is a messenger RNA of Aspergillus steynii IBT 23096, 1496 nucleotides long. Its product is annotated as FAD/NAD(P)-binding domain-containing protein. The coding region runs from base 64 to 1338 and encodes 424 amino acids. Gene Ontology annotation, biological process: secondary metabolite biosynthetic process. Lineage: Eukaryota; Fungi; Ascomycota; Eurotiomycetes; Eurotiales; Aspergillaceae. The record is from RefSeq and is a predicted model, not a curated record. Gene Ontology annotation, molecular function: FAD binding. The transcript has 9 exons.
CCGGCGCCCAUAACAUUAUCCCAAUAAAGAAAACAUUCAUAUUUCAUUGUGACAUUCUGAAUCAUGCCAAGUGAUCAACCCUCCAAAUUGCGAGUCGCCGUGAUCGGCGCCGGACCAGCCGGUCUAGGCGCUGCCAUUGAAUUCCAAAAAUUGCCCUUUGUCGAUCUUCAGGUCUACGAGCAAGCGAAAGAAUUGCGGGAGGUUGGCGCGGGAAUCAGUAUCCAGCGAAAUACAUGGCGCAUGCUGGAGGCGCUCGGCGUGUAUGAUAACAUCGACCCGAAUAAUAUCUACCGGUCGCCGGAUGGGCAUUCUGUGCAGCAUCGAAAUGGCCGGACAGGGGAGCUUCUAAUAUCAAACGAACAGGAAGGCACACCUCCGCGGUAUAAACACGCUCGGGCUUUACGAUCCAUCCUGCAGCAGGCUCUGCUGAAAGCGGUUGAUCAAUCGAGAUUACGCCUGGCAAGUCGACUCGCCAAGGUGACUGAAUUACCGUCCGGAAGACUGUCGCUAUCCUUUGAGGACGGACAUGCCGACGAGGUAGAUCUCGUUGUCGGCGCUGAUGGCGUUCGAUCUGUCGUCCGGAAACAUGCCUUCCCAGACCAUCGCAUCAGCUACACCGGAACAACAGCGUACCGAGGACUCGUGAACACCCAGGAGAUCCUCAGCAUCAAGGGCUUCCAUGACGCCGUGACCUUCUGGCAUGGUCCGACGAGAUGGGUGUACACGUGUAAUCUGAACAACAAUAUCUACGAAGUCACAGCAAGGACCGAUCUACCGGAAGACGAGAACACCGUGAGCUGGGGCCAGGAUGCCAAUAUUGAUGAUAUUCGGGAUCGAUAUGAGGAAUUUUCACCGGUCCUGAAGGAGGUACUGGGCAAGGUAAAAAAGGUCAAGAAAUUCGCUCUCUUUGCCGGUCCUCGCUUGGCGAAGGUUGUAUCUGGCAAUGGCAUUGCCUUGGUUGGGGAUGCAUCGCACCCUUUAUCAGGAGCCUUCGGCGCCGGAGCUGGCUUCGCCCUCGAAGACGUCUACGUCCUCACCCAAGCCGUCAAAUGGGCCUACGAAAGAGGGUACCCGAUACGCGAUGCCCUCGAGAUAUACGAUCGCGUGAGAUCGCCACAUUACGAAGCGAUGUAUAUCAUCUUGAACAAAUUCGCGCAGUCGAACGCGGCGAUUCGCAGCGCCGCCACGUUCGACGACGCAGUGACUAUCAGUGUUGAAAGCAAGUGGGCGGAUCAGUAUGGGUGGCUGUAUCAUUAUGAUGUGAAAGAGGUCUGGAAGAGGGCUUACGAGGAAGAGGAUGCUCGGCGCGAGAAGCAGGAGUCGUCUUCGAGGUUGUAGAUAUUAGAAAUUAGAGCGUUGGGGAUGGAUAGAUCAUAGAUGUGAUUGAAGGGGCAAAAAGAAAAAACAAAAAAGAAUCGUCAGCGACAGGACUCGAACCUGUGCGGGCGAACCCAAUAGAUGAGAUAGAUGAGAUCCAUUCUAGUCUAUCGCCUUAA